AUGAGGCAGAUGAGUCCAGAGUUCAUGUUCAGUCUGAGGACCACUGUCUCACCAACAGGCGCGUCAAAGUUGCACCGAGACAGGAAACUGGAAGGAAGCCUUCAGCAUACUGCAGAAAUCAUGCAUCUAUUUGUUCCACCACAGGCGGGUCCCGUAUCUUUGUCUUCAAUCAAUGAAAUUCUUUCUCUCGGAGAAAAAAAGCUCGUGGAACUAAGCAUUAGAAACCCGUACCCGUACGAUGGACAGUUGAUUGUGACGGUCGACUCGGGAGAAGUUAGCCCGCCGGCCAAGGCCCAGACAGCGAGUUUCAACAACCACGGAGGUCUAGAAAAAGCGGAUCUCACCAGUGAGGAUUUGGUCGUAUUGCUGCAACGGGAGAAGGUGGAAGAGGAAAGAAGAGCGUCCAAAGAGAGAAAGAAAAGCGAGAGAGAAGACACCCAGGGCGGGGGUCAGGAUGAAACAACCGACGAGGACUGGCAUUCUGCUUUCGUGGUCACCCCCGCUUCUCCAACAAAUCGUAGGCAAGAUGGAGAAAAGGAACGGCCCCUUCCGACGUCAGGUGCAAGUCUCAACUAUUCUCCAUUCCGUCCUUUCUCUUCGGCCGCAUCUUUCUCGCGAGCGAAUUCUCCGUAUAACUCUGACCCGUCGUCGGGCUCUCCAUGGUCCGUAGAAGACGAUUCCUACGCCGAUUCUUCGCCCUUUUCCCCUUUCCCCUCUCCGAGGCGCAGGGCGCGCGCGAACAAAAGUAUCCCGGAAGAUGAAGACGUUGAAGGAAAAGAAGUGUCGACGAAAGAAGAGGACGCCAGUGAAGAUAUAGAGCAUACAGAAGAAGACGAAGCGAAGGAAGAAGGGGAACAAGAACCUGAGUGCGAAACAGAUGAGGACGCCGAGGAGUCGCUCUGCACAGAAGACGGGUACUCAAGCGACACACAGAGCUCGGCGCCGGUGCGCCAAACGCAAAAACGAAGUACAAACGCGGACAAUGACGGGACACGCUGGGCUGUUCGUGAACGGGGGAGUGGUAGUCCGGGGGAUCUUGGUUCUUUGUCGUCUCCGAAGAAGUACUCAGGGCCGCCGGUUUCUCCAGCCCGACCGGAUCUCCCGCCGCGCCUGGUCAUUAAAUUAAAAGAGGGCUCUCGUGCGCUAGAAUUUGAAAGGAGAACGAGAGAGUUUCAACGGCAAAAAUGGGUAGACCAGGGAUUCGUGGAGCCAAAUGCAUACGGCGACACCAAUGCAGCUGCUGGAAUUAGUGUUACUGUGGAUGACCCGUACGAAAUCCAAAAACAUUUGAUAGGAUUCUUCUCCUUUAACGAACAACAGGCGGAACUCGUGUCGAGUCUGAGCCACCUGAAACAGCUGGAUUUGCUGGUUCUCGACAUCGAGGAGCCGCGAGUCCGUUACUCGUCAGAAACCGCGAAACUGAAAGACGCUUUCGCACAGGUUUCCGACGUCGACUUCGUGGAAUUCGACGAAGUCGUCUACGCCCUGGACAUCAUCCCGAACGACCAGCUGUUCAGCCUCCAGUGGAACCUCUUUUAUCCGCGGAACCGAAUGGUUGAUGUGAACGCGCCGCAGGCCUGGGAAGUCGUCGACCAGGUGCUGCAAGAGAGAAGAGAGCACGGAGAAAUGGGCAGAGAAGACGAAGAUUGGCAGGGGCGAGUUGUGGCGGUAAUCGACACCGGCGUCAAUUACCUUCAUCCCGAUCUAAAGAACCAAAUGUGGGUCAACACCAAGGAACUCUACGGUGUCCCUGGAGUCGAUGACGACGGCAAUGGGUACGUCGACGACAUCUACGGUUACGACUUCGUCAACGACCACGGAGACCCUAUGGACCGCGACGGCCACGGAACGCACUGCGCCGGAAUCAUUGGAGCUCAGGCAAACAACGGACUGGGGAUUGCGGGAAUCAACUCGCGAACCCGCAUCAUGGCUCUGAAAUUCAUGGAGGGAGAAACCGGUUAUGUGUCAGAUGCGGCGCGGUCGUUGGACUACGCGAUUCAGAACGGGGCGUCAAUCAGCUCAAAUUCUUGGGGGAAUGCGUCUCGGCUGCCGCGCACGAUGAUUGAGGCCGUCCACCGGUCUGCAGAGAAGAACAUGCUUUUUGUGACAGCGUCUGGCAACGCGAGCGGAAUGGAUUCUCCGGCCUCUGGAGGCUUCGAGAAACGCGACGAAAACCGACUGGGGCGCGAUCUCGACGAGGCGCCGCUCUAUCCGGCAGCUCUUUCCAACAGCAACGUCUUGACAGUUGGUGCAGUAGGGCAGGGCGGCGAGCUCGCGUCCUUCUCGCAUUUCGGAAAGAGAACGGUCGAUCUCGCCGCUCCAGGCAUGAACAUCUUCAGCACUUGGUUGCUGGACUCGUACGAAUACAAAGACGGGACAUCCCAGGCCUGUCCGCUCGUCGCGGGAGUUGCUUCCCUCUUGUGGACGAUGAAGCCUGAAGCCAGCUUUGAAGAAAUUCGCAGAAUCCUCGUCGCCUCCUCCAAACGUCUGCCCACGAUUCAACAAACCAUUGCUCACGGGCUGGUUGACGCUUACGCUGCCGUCAUGACACUGAAGGAUACACUCGGCCAAUGGAUCGCAGUGAACGCUCCAUCCACGCUGCCACAGCACAGCACAGCGAAGGUUUCCGUGGAUAUUCGGGGCAAGCAAAACGGCUUCUAUCGGUCACAGCUUCGGCUGUUGGCGAACUACCAAGGAACUCCGAUCACCCUGGCGACUGUGCCGAUUCGCCUGCAAGUUGCCGAGUCCCCGAUCCUCGAAUUCCCUCCGAUGCUGGUUCUAGAUCCCGUCGUGAGAAACCUAAACUCGCUUCCUGUCGUCCUUCCGGUUCGUGUCCCCGUCGAUCAGGGCCCUGUACUCCUCAAAGUCGUGAAGAUCGACGCCACAACGCCCUCGACCUUCUUCCACCUCGCUUCCGGCGACGAAAUCAGGAUUGAGAAGACAAGGCCACUCUCUCCCAUCAAGGUCGGCUGUCGCAUGUCUUCUCUCGGCACAGAAGACGGCAUUCUCACUUUGCGUGCCCGCCUGGACAACGACACUGCUCCGUCCUCUCCCCCAGUCCAGCGUACGUACACCGUGCGGCUUCGGUGCGUGGCCAUUGACGUGCGCGUCGAGCCGGCCUUCCUGGAUCUGGCGGUGCCUGCAAACAGCGCGCGAAAACAGGAACUUCUGAUAGAGAAAGGGGAGCGUCUUGUUCAGCGGGAAGUUCGAUACUCUGUCGAAUUCAUCUCGCUGCUGGGAAACCGGGACGCCGGCGAAGAAGAGACUGGCCAGAUGCCCGGAAUUCCGAAGGAACCCGGUUUCGAGCGACUCCGGGGAUCCUCUGAGUCGGGUUUCGACACCUCCAGCGGUUCGCCUUCUGACAGAAACUCGCGCUUUCCCCCGAAUGACUACGAGAGAAAACGCGAGUGGGAAAGAACUGCCGGAAGAGGAAGAUGGAAUGGUGAGAAAGGCGAAAAUGAGGCGACCGGAAGCUCAGACACUUAUGCGUACCUCGUCAGUGGAGCAGAACCACCACCUGGUCUCCCUCCUGUGAAAUACCAAUGGAAUGACAUCAGCUUGUCAGGCCAGCCGCUCUUCGGCGCGGGGCGUCUCACGCGCCUGCGGCGGGUGACUCUCUCGUUCGAUUUCCCUUUCUGGGGGUCGUCGUUUCGGCAGCUCUUUGUCUCUCCCACGGGGUUCGCGUCCGUGGAAAACCCGCCAGGAAUGGAUCUCUUCAGAGCGCCCGGGAUGCCGGAUCAAGAGGCGCCGAAUGGGGUUCUCGCGCCGCUGUGGAUGGAUUUCCCGCCUGCGGACGCGCCGAACUCGAACGUCUUCUUCCAGACGUGGCAAGACCGCGCAAUCGUCCAGUGGGAAAACGUCCACUUGCGAAAACGCUCCUUUCAGCGCUCAGGCACCCCCACACCGGGGACGACUUUCCAGCUCGUGCUGCACUCGAGCGGCCGCAUUCUCUUCUACUACAAAACCGUGACUCCCACCUACACGCCUAGAGACUGGGCAGCCGCAGUGAUGGGAAUCGAGAGUCUCGACGGUCUCGCGGCCACGAAGAUCCUCGAGGGCGGUCCCCAGUCGGCGACGGCCGUGCUUCUCUACCCACAGUCGAUGCUGUCUUCUCGCGCGUCUUCUCUCGGGUCUUCUGGGCUGCGAAGGGAGGCUUCGUCCCGUGGCCCACUAACUUUCGUCGUUUCUUCUCGCGCCUCUGCGGAGCGGAACUUGCAGCUCCAGCACGAGUCAGGCGUCAUGGAGUUUACUUCUUCCCACGCGCGCGUCUCAUUCAACGUCGACACAAAGGGGUACAAGGCGGGGGACUCUGUACUCGGGUACUUCAUCAUUACCGCCAUGUACCUUGACGCGUCCUUGAACAAAGUGGCGGGUUCGGGUGUCGUCUUCCUAUCGAUCAAGGUGGAGACGCCCGAGGAAUUAGCGCCUGGACCGUCGAGCCUCGGGACGGGGAGGGCCGCACACGGGCGAGGCGGAAUCGGGGACGCGACGCAGUGCCCGAUUUCCGACGCCCUUGACGAAGAGAAAUGGCGAGCCCUCUUGGACGCGUUCGUGCGCCUCCCACAAGCGACGCUCUUUGGCGCUGGAGAGAUCGGGAAGCCUGUCCGCGUCUCUCUCGGCCAGUGUGCAGUGAUGUGCCUGGAGGAUACCGCCUGCCACCGCUUCAGCUUCAACUGGAUAAAGACGGAGUGUGUGAGGUACCUUGGAGACGAUGACGCAAAAUGGAGACCAAUCAGUCCCGCCGCGACUCAGCAAAGACACGGCGACACCCUCAGCCCCAAAGACGCGGAAGGCAGACACAGGAACCCCGUUGUUCAGACUGUCGUGGACAGCUGGACAGAUCUUUUUGAGCGCCGAGAUCAGGCGAAUAGGCACCCUUUCGCGCCGCAGCCGCCGCAACCGCCGCAGCCGCCGCAACCGCCGCAGCCGCCUCAGCCGCCUCAGCCGCUUUCGUUCUACCCUUACGGCCCCAUGCCUCCUCCGUACAUGCCUGGCCCGCCUCCUGCGUUGCCCUACGCCCCUGCGUCGCCCUACGCUCCUGCGUCGCCUGCGUAUCCGCCGCUGCCGCCUGGGUUGGGACCUCCCGCCACGCCUCCUGGACGCCUGCAACCUCCAGAGAUGCCUCGCCAAGCCGCUUCUCCAUAUCCACUGCCUCCGGCAGAGGAACCCAAACAGGGUUCCGUCACUUCCUCGUCUUCUGCUUCUCCUUCUCACUCUGCAUCUGCUUCUUCUACCUCCUCGCCUUCUCCCUCUUUGCCGGCGCCGCCCUCUCCUUCGCCCCCUUCGGCCCCUUCGCCCUCUCCUCCCGGUGAAGGGAGCGGCAGGAGUGAAUCGCGAUCGCAGAAGCAAGAUGGCGACCCAGAGACGCCUCGGCCCGCAUUUGAAGAAGCGCCGAAACCGCCUCCCCCCCCCGGCAGCAAUCGCCCCCCGCCAAGGCCUGUGCCCGCACCGAGGCUUCCUCCAGGACGAGCGCCUUAUCCGCCUCCUCCAUUCGCUCAGCGUCGCCCGCCCGUGUCUUCGCCCAUGCCUCGGCCGCCUCGGCCUGGAGUGCAAGACGGCUCGCCGCCUGGACCGUACCCUCCCGGUGCGCCUCCGUUUCCUCCGCAGCCGUACGGCUACCCGCCUCCGGGGCCUCCACCAGCGGAGGCGUAUCCGCCUUACCUUCCUCCCUACUAUCCUCCGUCGCCCUAUUUCUUGCCUCCUCCACCUUCUCCCGCAGGCUACGGCAAUCCUCCGCAGCCUGCGCUUUCCCCCGGAGGCGACGCGUAG
Molecule: messenger RNA, 5769 nt
Organism: Neospora caninum
Lineage: Eukaryota; Apicomplexa; Conoidasida; Eucoccidiorida; Sarcocystidae
Product: putative subtilisin-like serine protease
Exons: 12
Coding region: 1-5769 (1922 amino acids)
Biological process (GO): proteolysis; translation
Cellular component (GO): ribosome
Molecular function (GO): serine-type endopeptidase activity; structural constituent of ribosome
Source: RefSeq, a predicted model, not a curated record